AUGGACUCGAAAUUGCCUCUGCUGCCUUGGGACAGUCGGAAACAACUGGCGGGGUCCCUUUUUAUACGGGUAACUAUCCCCAAACACCACCCCGGAGUGAAGCUGAUUUCCAGCAAAGGGGAACAGACAGGGCCAACGUCUGCAUUGGAUUUCUGUUCACCAGGCACAGCUCUUCCAAGACAUUUACUCAUCCCGUCACGGGCUAAAAUAUCCCUGCCGGAGGAGGACCGGAACUUUCUUCUAGCCAAGGGUGUUUUCUCAUUGCCCGGGAAUAAUGCCUGCGCGAGCCUCCUCCGAGCCUACAUGUCCCACGUCCAUCCAAUUAUGCCCAUCAUUGAAAUUGAUCAGAUCUUGAACCACUAUUAUGAUGGGCGACUAAACGAAUAUAACAUUCUGCUCCUCUGGAGUGUUUUUUUCGCUGGAGUUAAUGUACGUCGCCCCCCCGGAUUCUCGAAUGUGUGUGUGACUAAGGCUUCGCGCCAGUUUAUUCCACCGUCCGUAUAUGAGGAGGAAGGGUAUAAUUCGCGCAAGGAGAUGAAAAGUGAUUUGUAUUCCCGCGCCAAGUGCAUGUACUACAACGGCGGAGAGAGAGACAAGGUCACUCUUCUGCAGUCGUCGCUUCUGCUGGGCUUCUGGCAUUCUAGGCUGGAUGAACACAUGCAGCCCUGGUACUGGACCGGAAUCGCCAUUUCUCUUUGUCAGGUCCUCGGUUUACACCGCAACCCGGACGAGUCCCGAUACAAUUCUACUGUCACUGAACAGCAGCGAAUGCUAUGGCGCCGUCUUUGGUGGAGUUGCUUCUUUCGUGAUCGAUGGCUCGGGCUCACAUAUGGGAGACCAAUGCGCAUCAACCUGAAAGACUGCGAUACUCCGAUGCCACUGGCCUCUGAUAUUCUCUACGACGUAGCGGCCGUAUCAGGAUCUAUUUCUGAUGAUUUUUUGUCGAAUGAAAUGCCGCGGCUGGCACGGUAUUGGAUCAUAGUCGUCGAGCUGAGCAAGUUAUUGGGUGAAUGUCUUACCCUGAAUUACCAAAUUAUGAGACCUACGCCCUCUCUUGAUGAAGUUGAAGCCCUCGAAACAAAGCUGCUUCAGUGCAAAUUGCCUGACCAGUACGAGAAGGGGUUAACUCGAUUAGCCACAUUCUACUGCUACCACGUCCAUUUACACUACCAGGCACUUGCAAUCACAUUUUACCGACCAUUUUCGUCGGAAACUUCUGGCAUGCUUCCACCCAACUACCCAGAAGAUUGGUGUCUCCGCAUGCGACUCAAAGCCGAUGCCGCAGCUUCUCAGACUAAUAGUAUUUUGGAGACACUGGCUCAGAAUCAACUGCUCAAUUUCGCGGGUCCAAUGACGCCCCCGCUUCUAGUUCCUGCGAUGCAGACACAUCUGCUAUUCUGCCGGUCUGCGGACUCACUCUCCCGGAAUCUUAGACUCAACAAGAUUAACAUGUUGAUGUUAAUCUUGGAAGAGCUUCAGAAAACAUAUAGCGUUGCGUCUCUCUACCGUGGAAUAUUCUUGAAAGCCAUGCAACAGAUGUUUCCCAAUUACCAGCCGUGCACAUCUUCUGGUCACGCUGCCGGUCCUGAUCGAGGCCACACCACGGGGUCAUCAGCCAUAUUAAACGCAGAGCCCGUCACGGAAGACCCUCACGAGGAGGGCCCCCACGAACUGGGCUUAGUCUUCAAUGAUGGAUUCGUGGAUGCACUCAUGGACGAGGCGUCACUUUUUAACCUCUGGGAACACUGGAGUUCGGUCUAA
Molecule: messenger RNA, 1761 nt
Organism: Aspergillus terreus NIH2624
Lineage: Eukaryota; Fungi; Ascomycota; Eurotiomycetes; Eurotiales; Aspergillaceae
Product: fungal specific transcription factor domain-containing protein
Exons: 4
Coding region: 1-1761 (586 amino acids)
Biological process (GO): DNA-templated transcription
Molecular function (GO): zinc ion binding; DNA binding
Source: RefSeq, a predicted model, not a curated record